AUGUAUCUUAAAAGCAUCAAAGCAGAAUUUGCAUCUGUGGAAAAUCCUUAUGUAAAAAUGUUCAAUUUUGGUGGUGUAAUCCUAUCCGAAACCUUAGUUUUGACCACUGCCUGCAAGAUGGACCUGUACAAGUUUCCCUUUGAUGUCCAAACAUGCGAGCUGACAGUUCAGUCUUCAUUGAAUUCAAUCGAUGAGCUUACAGUCAGUCCAUUUUCUGAUGCCUCAUUUAUGACUGCCAGCUCUAAGAAAUCUUUUCAAACUCAAGGGGAGUGGGAACUCCUCAGCAUUACCGUGUCUAAAUCCAAUAUGUCUACUCUUGGAUAUGUAUUGGAUCAGCUGAAAUUUCAGAUCAACAUAAAACGGAGACCUCUACUGUAUAUCAUCAACUUCAUAUCACCAGUGUUUUGCUUUCUUGUGUUGGAUGUGGCCUCAUUCUUCAUGAAUUCAGCAGAAGGAGAGAAGCUGGGCUUUAAAGUGACUUUACUUUUGGCGAUUUCUGUGUUACUGCUCAUUCUUAAUGACACGCUGCCCUCCACUGCCAAGGAGGUCCCAUUGAUCGGGGUUUUCUGCAGCGUGAUUUUCAUUCUCAUUGGUAUCAGCAUUCUGGAGAGCAUUCUUGUGGAUUUUCUGAUGGCGAAAGGAGAUCAGAUUGAGGAUUUCACAUCUACUGUUACUGACACUGCAAAAGAUUCAAACUGCCUAGCGGACCCAGAAACAGAUCAAAGUGAAGAGCGGUUAAGCACCCUGGACUGUCUGAAACAAAUCCUCAUUGAGUUUCGGAAUGCAGCCAAUCCCAAAGGUGACACGAGGACAACCAGGUGCUGGCACAAAGCGGCAAUGAUAAUCAACGUUACUUUCAUUGUUGUCUACAUUCUCACCAUCGUUGUCUUCCUUAUUGUAGUUAGUAAAGCUUGGUUCACAGAGUGA
Messenger RNA from Paramisgurnus dabryanus, 927 nucleotides. The record is from RefSeq and is a predicted model, not a curated record. NCBI's taxonomy places the organism in Eukaryota, Metazoa, Chordata, Actinopteri, Cypriniformes, Cobitidae.